AUGCCGCUGAAGAAGAAGCUAUCCGUCACUGCGAUCUUUGCCACACGGCUUCUGACCUGGCCCGUAGUUGUCUUUCGUCUGUUCAAGCUCUCGCCAGCACAGAACACCGAUCCCAACCUACCGAAUAUCACUGUAGAUGUCCUACUUGCGGUUGUGAUGGACACGGCACUCAAUCUCGCUUCAGUAACUUGCCUCAGACCUUUCCUCCGGCCUUUCCAGGAAUCAGGUUACAUUGUCAGCUCAUCGCUCAGCGCAUCCGGCAAAUACGGCAUCACGGGUGCCAACCGCACCAGAACCGAAGCGUAUCUCAUGCUUGGCACUGCAGGGUCUACGGUGCAGAACAAGCAUGGGUCGAUCGUUCUGUCGCGCGUGGACAAAGAGCCUAGUGUGACUACACAGCCGCAGGGUAUGCCUCGAUUCAAUAUGAGGGCUGAUGCGACGCACAAUGAAACUGCAUGUGAGCUUGAGGAGAGAGGGCACCGCGAUACACCAGCAAAAGCAAUUCGGGUGUCGAAGACAGUUCAAGUCCAGCAAGAGAGUGACUGA
This is a messenger RNA of Recurvomyces mirabilis, 546 nucleotides long. RefSeq lists its product as uncharacterized. The transcript is spliced from 2 exons. NCBI's taxonomy places the organism in Eukaryota, Fungi, Ascomycota, Dothideomycetes, Mycosphaerellales, Teratosphaeriaceae. The record is from RefSeq and is a predicted model, not a curated record. Bases 1 to 546 code for a protein of 181 amino acids.